Messenger RNA from Paramecium primaurelia, 515 nucleotides. NCBI's taxonomy places the organism in Eukaryota, Ciliophora, Oligohymenophorea, Peniculida, Parameciidae. The record is from the annotation of a GenBank genome assembly.
AUGGGUUCUUAUAAAUCUAAAAAUCAUAAAGUUGACAUUAAUACACUUCCAGUAGCAGAUCCAGAACCUGAUUAUGUGAUAAAAACAAGACAACCUAUGCCAUCUAAUUGGUAAUUGAAUAUUUUAAGAGGAAAAAGAGAGGAUGAAUUAAGAGGAUUAUCAUAUGCAUAUGCUAGGUAGAAUGAGUAGCUAAUUUAGACGAAAAUGUCAUAAAGCUGUGAAUGAUUUACUUCAAUGUGAAAAGGAUUACGGUUCUUUUUGGGCUGCAUUUGAUUGUUAGGCAUAAAAUCAUGAUAUGAAAGAAUGUUUAACUCAUGAAUAUGAAGUUGAAAUGGAUAAAUUAAGAAGAAAUAUGAAGAUGAAUACAGAAUGGUGGUGGAGAGAUCUUUAUGAUGAAAACGGAGAAGUUGGUGAAUAAGCUAAAUGGAAAGAUGAAUAUUGGUUACUACCAAUAUUAAGAAGCUACAAAGACUUAUUAUAUUCAAUGAUAUCAUAGAAUAAUUGAUAUAAUAAAU